This is a messenger RNA of Micromonas pusilla CCMP1545, 2196 nucleotides long. RefSeq lists its product as uncharacterized. The record is from RefSeq and is a predicted model, not a curated record. Gene Ontology annotation, molecular function: RNA binding. Lineage: Eukaryota; Viridiplantae; Chlorophyta; Mamiellophyceae; Mamiellales; Mamiellaceae. The transcript has a single exon. Bases 619 to 2061 code for a protein of 480 amino acids.
CCGCACGCGCGAUCCGCGGGGAAGCGGCGCGCGAGAGACGGACGUCGAGACCGGCGGCGUGUUCAGGGAAACCCGCACGGAACGCGCGCAGAUACCAUGGCGGUGCGCGUUCGCGCGACGUCUCGCGAUCUCGCGGGGCCCCGCGAUUCUUUUUCUUCCCGGGACCCGCUGGCGCGCGCGUAAAUUAUCUAUCGCGUUGUUGAAUGAGGGCGCGCGCCGAGAUCGCGCGCGGACGCGACCGCGCGCGACCGCCGCGCGCGUCUCCUACCGCGCCGUGCGCCUUAGACACGGGCGCGAGCCCGUCGGGCGCGCUCGAAGGCGACGGCGCGCGUCUCCGCGCGCGUCGACCCCCGUCGUCGUCCGCGUCUCGAUUCGGUCGUCCGAGCCAUUCGUUCGUUCGUUUUUUAUCCGUCGUCCCGAUCGAACGACCGAUCGAAUCGUCGUCUCAUCCAUCGUCGAUCUCCCCGCCCUCCUCUCCUCGUCCCCGUCCAACAGUCGUGGGCCGACGACGACGGCGCGGAAUUCCACUCCGCGCCUCCCCCGGGCGCCGGCGCGUUCAACGUCUUCGGCGCGCCGGGCGGCGUCGGCGGGUUGAACUUGAACCCGUACGCGGGCGCGAUGCUGGGUCAACCGCUGGGUCAACAACCGAUGAUGGGCGGUCAGAUGGCGCCGCCGCCCGGGAUGGGCGCGUUCAACUUCGGCGGCGGCGUAGGCGGCGCCGCGCACGCCGCGCCGUCGUACUCGUUCGGGUCCUCGCCGCCGAUCUUUGGAAACGCGGCGGGGACGUCGCCGACGUCGACGCGCCCCGCCAACGCGUACGAAUCCAUGUUCGGGCCGGUCGGCGCGACGACGACGCGACCGACGCCGCAGCCGGACGCGCCCGCCGCGAACGCCAACGCGGCCGCGGACGGACCCGGACUCGGACCCGUUGGCGGCGGCGGCGGCGUCGCGGAGUCGUCGCGGCCGCAGCGGCCGAAGAUUCCAAUCCCGUCGGAACCGCCGUUCACCGCGUUCGUCGGGAAUUUCCCGUACGAGUGCCCGCAGGACGAAGUCGUCGGGCUGUUCGUGAACGACGGGUGCGACGUCGCGGACGUGCGGGUCGUUCGCAACCGCGACACGGACCGCCCGCGCGGGUACUUCAUCGAGUUUAAGGAUGUCGAGUCGCUGAAGAAGGCGCUCGUGUUCGACGCGAGGGAUCUCGGCGGACGGCCGCUGCGGGUGAACGUCGCGGAAGGGAGGCCGGAGGGCCGCGGCGACCGACGCGACCGACACGGCGGGUUCGCGGAUCGAUACAACGAACGCGACGGCGGCGGGCGCGACCGGCGCGGGCUCGGCGAGGGUCGCAGCGGCGGCGGCUUCGCGGAGAGCUACAACCGCGGCGACCGCGGCGACGCGCGCGGCGGCGGCGGAUCGUUCGGCAGACGCGAAGGCGGCGGCGGGUACCAAGAAGCGCACGGCGGCGGCCGCGAUCGCCGUCGCAGCGAAGACGUCGUCGGGUCGCCGCCGGGCGGCGGCGCGAGGAACUUCACCGGCGGGGGGUACCACGCCCCGCGAGGCGGCGGCGGGCGCGAGAGCUUUGGCAGGGAUCGACCCGCGCCCUCGCCGCCGGAUCCGAACGCGCCGCCGCCGCCGGAGCGAAAGAAGCUGCAGCUCAAACCGCGGAGCGCGGACGCGGACAAGCUCGCCGCGGAACCCGCGACCGCGGCGCCGUCGUCGAAAUCCAACCCGUUCGGCGCCGCGAAGCCCGUGGAUUCCACCGCGAAGAUUGCCGAGGCGGAGAAGAAGAUCAAGGAGUACCACGACGAGGUCAACGCCAAGGCGGGCAUCGUGAAGCUCGCGCCGGGGCAGCUCCCGGCGCCGAAGCCGAUCGCGAAAGAGAUCGCCGCCGGGUUUAUCCCCGCGAACUCAAACUCAAACUCGAACUCGAACGCGGCCCACGGCGCCAAGCGCGAGGCGAAAGGGCCGGUGAUUCACGUCCCGGAGGAGAAGACCAUCGAGGCGUCGAACGUGUUUCCGCUGUUGUCCAUGGACGAUGACGACGGCGACGACGAGGAGGAGUGAGCGGCGAGAGCGAGAAGGAGGAAGACGACGGACGGAGAGGGCCGCGGGCGGGCGGUUUUGUACAACUACGUAAACCACGACGGGAGCGACGGGAUAGGGACGUCGGUGAUAAAUACGAUCUAAGAUGCAAUCAAA